GUUCGUUGUAAUUCAUCACGUGAUUUUUCAUAUUACAGUGUAUAGAUAAAAGAUAAUAAAGUGGGUCGUGAAUCGUGUAUUUGCGUAGUAUUUUUAUAAAUAUUGAUAAUAUUUUCAUAAUUUAGAUAUUAUACAAGUCAUUGAUUUCGUAAAAAUAAAAACUUCAUUCAACUAAUAUUGAAAAAAAAUAAUCAUCAACAAAUUGACAAAUGACAGAAAUUAAUAUGGCAGAUUCUACAUAUUUGAAUGGAAUAGAAUCUUGCUUCCAAAGAGGAAAUCAUACUUUGAAAGUACCCAUGUCUCUUUUCCAAAACAAUCGCAAAAGAUUAAUUGAACGUAUUAAAGCAAAUAAAAAAGUACCAGACACAGGUACUUUUAUUAUUCUUGAAGGAGGAGUUGAAAUUCCAUUUAAUGAUACAGAUAUACAUUGGCCAUUUAGACAAGAGUCAUUUUUUCAAUGGUGUUUUGGUGUUGAAGAACCAGGAUGUUAUGGUGCUCUUGAUUUAUCAACAGAAACAGCCAUUUUAUUUGUGCCAAGAUUACCAGCAGAAUAUGCAAUUUGGGAAGGAAAAUUGCAUAAUCUAGAAGAUUUUAGAAAACGAUAUGCAAUAGAUGAAACUUACUAUACUGAUGAGAUAGCUAAUGUUUUAAAAUCAAAACAAGCAAUUCUUCUUUUAACUUUAAAUGGUCAAAAUAGUGAUAGUGGUUUGCAGACAAAAGAGGCAAUUUUUGAUGGUAUUGACAAAUUUAAAGUAGACAAUAAAAUCUUAUAUCCAGAAAUAUGUGAAUGGUAAGUAUUAAAUGAAAUUAAUUAUUAUAUUAU
Apis dorsata (giant honeybee) is the source of this 823-nucleotide messenger RNA. RefSeq names its product xaa-Pro dipeptidase-like (gene Dip-C). The coding region runs from base 210 to 794 and encodes 194 amino acids. The record is from RefSeq and is a predicted model, not a curated record. NCBI's taxonomy places the organism in Eukaryota, Metazoa, Arthropoda, Insecta, Hymenoptera, Apidae. Gene Ontology annotation, molecular function: manganese ion binding; metalloaminopeptidase activity. The transcript is spliced from 5 exons.